Molecule: messenger RNA, 409 nt
Organism: Paramecium sonneborni
Lineage: Eukaryota; Ciliophora; Oligohymenophorea; Peniculida; Parameciidae
Source: the annotation of a GenBank genome assembly
AAUAAUUAAAUAUUUUAAUGAUUUAAGGUAGAUAUGGUGUUGGAAAUAGAUCAAGUACUUCUUAAAGCUAAAACUAAUAAAAGCCUGCAAAAGGAUUUUGGGGAAAGUUAAUAAGAUUUUUCUAAACAGGGUGGUUGAAUCCAAGAUAUCUUUAUAGAUAAUCAAGAAAGUUAUUAUGGGUUGGAACAACAGGUAUAAAAUAGUGAUAAAAUGAUAAGGAUUGAUAUUUUUAUUAGCUCCAUUUGCGUUUUCACACUUUUUAGAAGUGAGCGAAGAAUUAUCAUAGAUUUCAAGAAUGGGUGCAUAAGAAAGUAAAUGAAUUAAGAUAAUAAUAUAUAGUGAGCAAAAUUUGAUGAAUGAUUAUUAUAAUAUAUGUUCAGGGAAUAUUUUAAAUUUAGGAAAAAGAGAG